AUUCGGUGUGGUUGGUUCAGUAUCCCGCCUCUGCCCUAUUAUUGGUGCUAAAAGCGUCCUUUGCGCUUUAAAUCCUUUAUACCGCAUCAAUUCAUCUGGCGGAAACGAGGAGGGGGCGAUGCACAAGAUGUCAGCCUCUGAUUGGCUAGUCGGGAUGGGCAGCGAUUUUGAAUUUGGUAGUGUUGUCUUUUGGUGGCUGGCUAAUAGAUGAAUGGGAGCGGCUUUCUGCCACCAGAUGCACGAUAAUGGCAAAAUUUAUACAAGCACGACGAAGACCAGAAAAACACAGAAAGAAACAGUGGCAAGUGAAGAAGUAUAAAUGUUCAAGACCCAGCCAAACACCGAUUCCAGAUCAAGUGUUAUCAAGUGGUUCCUGUCAUUUAAAGCUGCUUUUGGUUGGCGGUUUCACCAGCCUACAAAAUGCAGGGAGUUUUCUAGUGAGAGCAUUUCUUUAUCUGUACUGGUGGAGUCACAACAGCGUGAAAAAGCGCAUUAUGAUGGUAAAGAAUACAAUUUUCCCUCCACUCAUCUACCAUCGGGAACUCCAAGCUCUUAGAAAGAGGUUACAGAAACUUGAAGCAGAAUUAUCCAUGUUGCAGUCCACAUUUGCUAAUAAAUUUGAUGAUACCAGUUUGACCUAUAACGCCUGUUGUAAAUGUGGCAAUCCUAAACCCAUCACUCCUGCCAUACCUAUCCAUUCUGAGACAGCGAAACAAAGUACCCCAGCCUUACAUCCUCCACUGCCGCCACCGCCACCACCCCCUCCUCCUCCUCCACCACCACCCCCAGUACCUGUAACAGCCCUUCCACUAAAAAAGUCUACUCUUGCUCCGAAGAAAACUGAAAGUGCCAGAACACUUAAGGCCUCUCCUUUAAGACAAGGUGGACCUAUUCAGAUAAGCCUAAAAGACCUUCUUAAUGUCAGGUUAAAGAAAACAAGAGAUUGUGUUGGGAGACAAAAUGAUGGAUUAGAUCAGAAAACCAAACUUCCACCUGUUUCUCUGUCUGAGUUGCAGGGACUGAAUCUGAAAACCGCUUCAAAGAUGGCGCCUCGUCGGCUUGCAAACAUUUUCAAAGAAGCUUCGAAUAGUAGCCCAUUAGACUUAAGAAGACGACUUAAGAAGGUCAACAUGGUGAGGAGUCCUGGAGGAACACCUCUGUAUAACAGAGAUAACAAGGAAAAUGGCACCGGGCUAAACCCAUUAAUGACAAAAGCUCUUAAACAGAAAUUUCAGAUGGCUCAUCCGACAAGUCCAUCACCACUGCGAUCAUCUCCAGGAAACAGAAGCUUUGAAGAGAUGCCUUAAAGCUACUUGUUUGUUCCCCAGAGACUUGCUACUGUUUGCACUAUUUUUAAAGCUGUAAAGAUGUAUAUAUUUUUUAAUUAGGUUUUCCUGACAAUUUCAGUUUCAGAGUUGAUGGAUUGUUUAUUCUAUUUCAGGAUUCUGUUUUUGAAGAAAAAAAACUUUUUAAUCAGAGUGAUGCUGUCAAAAUGUUUUUUAUGGUUUAUAAGCAGUUGUGGAUAAUUACUGAAUAUAAAUAAUUCAUUUGAUCUUAGUAAUUCUUCGCUGAUUACAUAUAGGCGUCUGUAUGGACAGGGUUUUGGCUAGCUAAACCUUUCUCUGCAAAUGAAAAAUAAUACAGAGUAUCCUAAACCUCCAGCAACAGUUCAUGUUCAAAAAAAAAAACUCUGUCUAUAUGUAAGCUGUACCAUUGCAUUAGUAGAAGAAAAUAAUGUGGCAGCUGCCCCUUCUAUGUCUAAUUUUUUGUCUUUAUUGAUUUAUGGAUAACUUCCAUUUACAAGGAGAGGUUUAAACUUUAGCAGAAAGUGCCAACCAUGUUUUGUGGUUCUGAUUUUAUUCUCUUUGGAACUUUUUUUAAAUCCAGCAUGAGGGUCUUCCUUGCAGUUUUCAGAUAUUUUCACUGAUAACCACAGCACUUUGUUUAGAAGAAAACCAAAAAUCCCAGUGGCAUAUAUAUUUGCUGCUAUGUAGGAAAAUGUGUGAAAGCUAGGAAUUCCCACAAUGGUUUGUACCAGACUUUUGUAGAAGAAAAUUCUAUCUUUUAGUUAGAUUAUGCAUGGCUAUUCAGCUUGAUAAGCAUUUACUGUACAUCUGAAUUCCCUCAGUAACUGAGCCAGUUGGUUACACUGGCAAUAACUCACUGCCUCAGUCUUUUAAAAGUGAAAAAAAGCCUGAUAACUCAUUCACCAUUUUCAGGAACCCUGCUUAAAUAUUGUGGUGCCUAUGGUAAAUCUCCACUGAGCUAAUAUCUGGCUGUAUGUGCCAAUGAGAUUGCUAUUGGCCAAUAGCAUUUACUAAGGAUGCCUGCAAUCACAUCUAAGCACAACUAUUGAAAUAAGCCUAGGGAAGAAUGCAAGACUGUGGUGUUAAUAUUGGUUUAUUAUAUUGUUUAUUUGAUAUGUGUUAUUUCAUGGAUAGAUAUUUUAACAAAGACUCAAAUGCAUUUUUUCAAGUUUUAAGCAUGCUGAAAUGUUACCUUACAUUAUGUGGGAACAUGAGGCAGUGCUCUGUUCCUCUGAAAGGUAUAUGAAUAGAUUGAAUAGAUUCUCUAGUAGCCUUAAUUGUAUCACUUUGCCAAUAUAAAAAUACAGACUGGUGGUCUAAUUAAUGAAAAAGAUCAAAGGAGGUACAAGAAAUGGUCUUUAUUUAUUUUUGGGUAUAUAUAUAUUAGUAUAAAAAAGACCAGCAACUCCGGGAUUUCUUGUGAAAAAUCAAAACAUAUAUUCAAAGUAGCAUAAACAGCCGACGUAACGUUUCGGUCCCCAUCGGGACCUUUCUCAUAUUAUUUUAUAAAAGCCUGUACUGUAAGUAUUUUUGUGUUAUUUCUGUGUUCUGCUUCAUUUUUGUUUUCUUUUUGUUCUCUUUUGACAGCACACAUUAAAUGCUGCUGAUGUACAGUC
Xenopus tropicalis (tropical clawed frog) is the source of this 2923-nucleotide messenger RNA. RefSeq names its product proline rich 11 (gene prr11). The transcript is spliced from 11 exons. Bases 246 to 1307 code for a protein of 353 amino acids. The record is from RefSeq and is a predicted model, not a curated record. NCBI's taxonomy places the organism in Eukaryota, Metazoa, Chordata, Amphibia, Anura, Pipidae.